Petromyzon marinus (sea lamprey) is the source of this 1496-nucleotide messenger RNA. The record is from RefSeq and is a predicted model, not a curated record. Lineage: Eukaryota; Metazoa; Chordata; Hyperoartia; Petromyzontiformes; Petromyzontidae.
UCUGUGGACUGUGUGUCCGUGAUACACCCCGCAAAUAACUUAAUUGUAAAACAUAGUGACCAUCUUCCGCUGCUCCUGAAAAAGGGAGGCUCGGCGAGACUUUCCUGGGUAAACAAGCAUAAUAUUAAAAUUAACAACCUAUUUGACUCAUGUACCUGCAUAGACGUGAUGUAAAUGCUUGCCUGUACCGUGUGUUUACGCAGAUCCAAGCAUGCAUCUCAUCACACGAUUUGACGGAAAUUUUCGGAGUGUCAGGCGAGGUGUGGUCACGUAGUGAGCUGAUGUCCGUGUCUCCGGCCUUGGUUCAACAACUCCUUAGCCACGCGUGCCAAGCGCCCAAUGGCUCUCACUCGGGAGAAACAAAUUCGCGACCUUCGCAAGCCCACAAGUACGGAUAUGGAACGCUGGCAUCCUUGCUGGUGAGCGCUCUGUCCCUCAUUGGAGUGGUCACCUUGACUUGUUCCUCGUGCACUUACGUCUACUUGUACAGCCAGCAGGCGCUCUUUGGCCUUGCCGUUGGAAGCAUGACUGGGGACGCCAUACUGCACCUACUGCCCAAGCUGUUGGGGUUGCACGUUCAUUCCACGGAGGACAACUUGCAUGCUGACGACAAUUCAUACAUUUGGAAGCUCUUAACCGUGAUUGGAGGCUUAUAUGUGUUUCUGAUGCUGGAACAACUGUUCACUGUCUUGACAAGAGACGACGCAAAGGUGAACGAUGAGCGUGAUGAUCACGGAUACAAAAUGGAGACGUGUCCAGACGUCGGCAAGAUGGACCUAUCCGACAAAGAGAAACAUGACGUUUCAUAUGAAAAGGACACCCAGCAAACGGGAAACAUCAACAUGUCAACUAUUGACUUGAUUGCAGAACAUGAAGCCUCUCACCUGCCAACCUCCAUCAGAAAAAAAGGCACCACCAUUUCCUACCAACUGUUGCUGCUGCUGCUGCUGCCGUUGCUGCUGCGGGUUAUUUCAGGUCUCAACGCGAUCGUGCUCAUGGUGCUGAUCGGUGACGGCCUCCACAACUUCGCCGACGGGCUGGCCCUGGGCGCCGCCUUCUCGCUGUCACUCAGCGACGGGCUUGCCACCAUGCUGGCGGUGGCGCUGCACGAGCUGCCGCACGAGAUCGGGGACUUUGCCAUCCUGCUCAACACGGGACUGUCCAUCCAGGCUGCCCUGGGGCUGAACCUGCUAAGUGCCCUCACGGCGCUCAUCGGCUUCUACAUUGGGGCCUCUGUGUCUGAAAACGAGACGGCCAUGCAGUGGAUUAUUGCCUUUGCAACGGGCAUGUUCCUGUACCUGUCCAUCAACAACAUGGUGAGCCCCUUGCUCUCGUCUGUGCAGGCCACCGACAGAUCGCAGUCCACUAUCUCUGAGAUGAAGCGAUUCCACGUGGACCGGCCCUGGCUCCUGCUGCUGUUGCAGAAUCUGGGAUUGUUUCUGGGCUGGGCGUUCAUGCUGCUCUUGGCUCUCUACGAGGACAAACUCCACUUUUAA